AUGUGUCUGUGUGUAUAAAUAUUACAUGCCAUGCAAAGAAGAACAGCUACAACAGUUUUACCAAACUCUCCUACUGCUAAAGCUUCCAUGGAUUUCUCCCUCCAACAAAUAAACACUUCCAUAGCUGGGCUUUUUUCUUUACUUGUAGUUUGCUACUACCUCUACAGAAUAAUUAAGAGUAGAGUUACUAGAGGCAGUAGAGCACCAGAAGCUGGGGGUGCAUGGCCCAUAAUAGGACACCUUCACCUCUUAGCUACUGGUCCUCAACUUCCUCACAUAACCUUAGGAGCCAUGGCUGAUAAGUACGGACCAAUAUUCACCGUCAAGAUCGGUUUGCGUCGCGAUUUGGUGGUGAGUAAUUGGGAGGCUGCUGGGGAAUGCUUCACCACCAAUGACAUAGCCAUAUCGUCCCGUCCCAAGUUUUUAGCAGCCGAACACUUGGGCUACAACUAUGCCAUGCUUGCGUUCUCCCCUUACGGUGCCUAUUGGCGUGAAUUGCGCAAGAUAGUGUCCGUGGAGCUACUCUCAAACCGCCGAUUGGAGAUGCUCAAGAAUGUCCGAGUCUCUGAAACGAAGAUCUCCAUGAAAGAGCUUUACGAGCUUUGGGCCGAGAAGAAGAACAGCUCCGGUCGUGUUUCGGUGGACAUGAAGCAAUGGUUUGGGGACCUGACCCUAAACGUGGUUGUUAGAAUGGUUGCUGGGAAGCGAUACUUUGGUGCUAAUGCAGGGAGUGAAGAGGCACGACGAUGCCAGAAGCUAUUGAGGGAAUUCUUUCGCUUUUUGGGGCUCUUUGUGGUGGCCGACGCCAUUCCUUUUCUAGGAUGGUUGGACUUGGGUGGACAUGAAAAGGCCAUGAAGGAAACUGCAAAAGAAAUCGACAAAAUGGUGGGGGAAUGGUUAGAGGGGCAUCGCCGGAAGAGAGACUCCGGUGAGUUUAGAGUUGAACAAGACUUCAUGGAUGUGAUGCUUUCUGUUCUUGAAGGCGCAGACCUUGCCGGAUACGAUGCCGAUGCCAUCAACAAAGCCACAUGCCUGAAUUUGAUUUCAGGUGGAGCCGACACCAGCACGGUUAUGAUGACAUGGGUAGUCUCGCUACUGAUGAACAACCUCCAUGUGUUGAAAAAAGCUCAAGAAGAAUUAGAUGUCCACGUUGGCAAGCAAAGACAGGUGGAUGAAUCAGAUAUUUGUAAACUGGUCUAUCUCCAAGCGAUAGUCAAAGAGACCCUUAGAUUAUAUCCCGCAGCUCCACUCGGAGGGCCUAGAGAAUUUACCGAGGAUUGCACUGUUGGUGGCUAUCAAAUCCCCAAAGGAACACGACUAAUGUUGAACUUAUGGAAGCUCCAGCGGGACCCACGACUGUGGUCAAACCCUUCGGAGUUCCAACCGGAGAGAUUCCUCACCACCCACAAAAAUGUUGAUGUCAAGGGUCAACAUUUUGAGUUGAUCCCAUUUGGUGCCGGUAGGAGAAUUUGUCCCGGCACAACUUUGGGCCUUCAGCUAUUGCACUUAAUACUUGCUACUUUGCUUCAUGGAUUCGAUCUUUCAACCCCAAACAAUGCACCGGUUGACAUGACAGAGAGUGUCGGAUUAACCAACAUGAAAGCUACCCCACUGGAAGUUUUUGUCGCUCCCCGCUUGUCUCCUCAUCUUUACUAACACAACAUCAUAAUAGAAUGCUAUGUUAAAAUGUUCAGAGUAUCAUAUUGGUUUGAUGGUAACUAUGAUGUCUUUUUUUUCAUCCUGUGAGUAUAUAUUAGCAAAAUUAAGAGAUUUCCAAUUUACGAGGGGAAUCCCAGCUCCUAGUCAAUGUGAGAUAUAAAUUUGUAAUGUGAGCAAAUUUUGGAAUCAAAACUUGAUGAUAUAGUUGUAUUUUUGUUUA
Messenger RNA from Cornus florida, 1879 nucleotides. RefSeq names its product cytochrome P450 CYP82D47-like. Gene Ontology annotation, biological process: defense response to other organism. The transcript has 2 exons. The record is from RefSeq and is a predicted model, not a curated record. The coding region runs from base 31 to 1656 and encodes 541 amino acids. Lineage: Eukaryota; Viridiplantae; Streptophyta; Magnoliopsida; Cornales; Cornaceae. Gene Ontology annotation, molecular function: oxidoreductase activity, acting on paired donors, with incorporation or reduction of molecular oxygen; heme binding; iron ion binding.